AUGGCUACUUCUGCUUCUUCAUUUUCCUGGGCUUCAUUUUUGAAGUCUAUUGCCUCUUUUAAUGGAGACUUGGCUUCUCUUACAGCUCCCCCUUUCAUUCUUUCUCCUGUUUCUCUUACUGAGUACACUAAAUUUUGGGCAGAAAACUAUCCUGAUUUCAUUGCAAUUUCCAAAGAAGAGGAUCCUGAAAAGCGAUUUAUUAAAGUCGUUAAAUGGUUUAUUGGAACUUUAAAAGAGCAAUAUUGCAGUAGAAAUGAAAAGCUCGGAUCGGAAAAGAAGCCUCUUAAUCCCUUCCUUGGUGAGGUUUUUACCGGCCAAUGGAAAGACGCUGAUUUGGGCGACACUAACCUUGUAUCUGAACAAGUCAGUCACCAUCCUCCUGUUACUGCAUAUUCGAUCUGGAAUGACAAGAAUAAACUAUCUUUAGAAGGUUAUGUUGGAAUUAAAGCUUCUAUUUCGACCCAAGCCAUUUCUGUCCGUCAGUACGGCCACUCAGUUCUUACCCUUGCCGGUUUUGGAGAUGAGAAAUAUUUAAUUACUCUUCCAGCUCUUCACAUUGAGGGAAUUUUGUUUGGUAAGCCUUAUGUUGAGCUUGAAGGUAAAAGUUUCAUUCAGUCAACCACUGGCUAUAAGGCCACUAUUGAAUACAGUGGUAAGGGUUACUUUUCUGGCAAGAAGAACACAUUCAAAGUAAACAUUGUCCAAAACGAUAAACCCAGUGCUACUCUCUAUAAUAUCAAGGGUCAAUGGAGUGGUGUUUCCAAGAUUUCUGGACCCAAUUUUCCUGAGCAAGUUUUUUUGGAUGCUACUAAACAGCAAGUUCUUGAACUCCAAGUUAAGGACAUUUCUCAGCAAAAUGAGUUUGAAACUCGUAAAGCCUGGCUCAAGGUUGCUGAAGCAAUUAAACUUGGUGACUAUGAGUUGAUUCAUAAGGAGAAGUCUGAGAUUGAGAUAAAUCAGCGCAUUUACCGCAAAAGAGAAGAGCGUGAUGGUAAGACUUGGCCCCGAAGAUGGUUUGACACCGUCUUAGUUAAGGAUGAAGCUUGGUAUGAGAAGCUUUCUGCUGACGCCGGUGUUGUCGCUGGUACUGCGCAUUCCAGCAGCAGCACAGAAACCAAAAAGGCUGAUCGUGAAGUUGAUACCAAUUGGAGAUUUUCUAAACAAAAGUAUCUGGAAAGCCCUAUUCGACCUGAUGUUAACGAGACCUUCCCUGAUGUUAUCAGCCAGUACUUGCAUGAGCUCCAAGAGGAGGAGCCUGUAGCUAAUGAAGACGAUCUUAAAAAGGAAGAGGCGGUCCCUGAGGGAACCGUCUAA
This is a messenger RNA of Magnusiomyces paraingens, 1314 nucleotides long. RefSeq lists its product as uncharacterized. Gene Ontology annotation, biological process: piecemeal microautophagy of the nucleus; exocytosis; maintenance of cell polarity. The record is from RefSeq and is a predicted model, not a curated record. Bases 1 to 1314 code for a protein of 437 amino acids. Lineage: Eukaryota; Fungi; Ascomycota; Dipodascomycetes; Dipodascales; Dipodascaceae. Gene Ontology annotation, molecular function: oxysterol binding. Gene Ontology annotation, cellular component: membrane; intracellular membrane-bounded organelle; cytosol. The transcript is spliced from 2 exons.